This is a messenger RNA of Misgurnus anguillicaudatus (oriental weatherfish), 5282 nucleotides long. RefSeq names its product TSC complex subunit 1a (gene tsc1a). Gene Ontology annotation, cellular component: TSC1-TSC2 complex. The record is from RefSeq and is a predicted model, not a curated record. NCBI's taxonomy places the organism in Eukaryota, Metazoa, Chordata, Actinopteri, Cypriniformes, Cobitidae. Gene Ontology annotation, biological process: regulation of cell cycle; negative regulation of TOR signaling; negative regulation of cell population proliferation.
AUCCUCUCCCAAAUUAAACAUCAACUUAAUAACCAUCGUGUCUGGAUUGAACGUGCACCUGGAUAGUAACGGAUAUUCAGUUUUUCAUCUGCGCAAACAGCUCAGCUUAGCAGUGUAAAAGGUCGCGAGGUGCCCAAGAUGGCGACUGUUUGAAGUUCACAUUUUGUACGUUCAUGCAGAAGCAUCCCAUGCUAACACCACAGGGCAUCGGUUUAUGCUGUGACGAAGGCACCAGUCCUGCCCACUGUCCUGCAUGGCUAUGGCAAAGGACCAGCCAAACGUGUUCGACCUUCUCCCUCUGUUGGGGUCCACAGACUUAAGUGAGCUGGAGCAAGUAAAAAACCUGCUCCAGGAAACUCUCAGCACAGAUAAAGGAGCUUUGUUGCUGAAUAGUCUUGUGGACUAUUUCCUGGAAACAAACUCACCUCAAGCUGUGGACAUUCUGUCUUCUGUCAGAGAGCCCCAUGAUAAGCAUCUUUUAGAUAAGAUGAAUGAAUGCAUGGGCAAGCAGAGCAGCCGCCUCUCCACCGUCACCCUCUUUGGCCAUGUUGUCCGCAAGCAGCCACAAUGGAUCCACAAGAUUGCACGCUUCCCUUUGUUUGCUUCACUUCUCAAAUGCCUCAAGGCUGAUACGGAUGUAGUGGUUCUCAUAACUGGCAUUCUGGUGUUGAUUACUCUUCUACCCAUGAUUCCUCAAACCAACAAACAGCUCCUCUGUGAAUUCUUUGACAUCUUUGGACGGCUUGCUGCUUGGAACCAACGGCACCCAGGUCAUGCUCAGGGAGUGUACGCAGUCCAUCUUCAUGCCAGUGUAUACUUACUUUUUCAAAGACUGUAUGGCAUGUACCCCUGCAAUUUUGUUUCCUACCUGCGUGCCCACUACGGCAUGAAGGAAAAUGUUGACACUUAUGAAGAAGUAGUUAAGCCCAUGUUAGAACAUGUACGAAUACACCCCGAGCUCAUCACCGGAACCAAAGAUUAUGAGGUUGAUCCAAUAAGAUGGAAGAGAUUCGAGCCCCAUGAUAUAGUGAUUGAAUGUGGCAAAGUUUCCCUUGAUCCUAAAGAGGCGUCAUGUGAAGAGGGCUACUCUUCUCUGUCUGAUCACGUACCACGACGUCCUGUAGACCACAGCCGAUCCUGUUUGGAGCUCAGUAUCCACGAAAUGACCCCUGUCACACCAAUAGCCACUGUCCGCCAGUCUCUUUCUCGGUCUUUACCAUAUCUCACUGCAACCAAGGACUCUGGUUCCAGGACACAGACUCCCAACCAUCAACAAAGUGAUGAAAUGAACUCAUCAGGAGUAAAGGAGGUGAUGUGGAGUCCUUCCUCGCUCUGUGGGAUGAUCACCCCUCCCAGUUCCAGAAUGUCCCCUGCCACCAUUUCCGAAGCCUCACAUAGUGCCUCCAGCCUCUCAGGACGAAUACCCAACACGCCAGUGGAUCCAAAAUGGUCCCUGUCUCCCUCAACCCCUUCGGGGUCAUCUCCUCUCCCAUCAUUCUCAGAGGAACUAGGGCAGCCUGGCCAAAACACCAGCAGUACUCAGGUUAAGGUAAAUCCAGCGGUCAAAGAGCAGAAGAAAGUCAUUCCCAGAAGUAUUGAUAACAACGGAGGCGCUAGUGAUGCCAAGAGUCCAGUUUCAUUGGCGCAGCUCUCCGAUAUUGUCAAGAGGACAGGCGAGGAGAGAGAGGAUGAUGCUAUCACAGAGGAGAUUUUGAGCCUGACCCAUGGGAGACCAGAUUUCGUGGCAAGGCCCAGCUUGGACUCCUUUUUUUCUGGUUCCUCGGACACCCUGCUCUCAUCUCACCCCAGCGACGAACAGAAUUUAGUUUCCACGCCCGACAGGGGUGACACCUCAGUCAAAGGAGGAGAGCAACAACCUCUGUGGCCCCUCUGGCCUGCUUUAACCCCAAUAGAAAAUGGAAAGAGCGCUCUGAGUAAAUGUUCCCUCUCUGAUCUGACGAAGGAACCUAUGCCCUACGAGCCGCUGUUCGACCUUGCCUUGCCUAAGGUGGCAUCUCUGUUUUUGGAAAGGAAGACUGCAGAGGCCUUGCAGAGGGCAGAAGGCGAGAAGGAGCUGCAUCGCGAAGAGAUGGAGGGGGAGGAUCUUUCUGCCACUUCUCCACUGGAGGUGUUGGAUCGUGUUAUUCAGCAGGGCUAUGACACUCAUGAAAAGGUGCUGAAAAGAGCUCUGGCCUCCCAAAACCAGUCGGCAGACCCAUACUCUGGAGGUAAACAACAUAGCAAUAAAGGAAAAGGUCCUGCAUCUGCAGCAUCAGAUGAGCUGGGAAUGUUGCGGAGUCAGCUGCUGUUGCUACAUAGCCAGCUGCUGUAUGAGAGACAUAAGAGAGAACAGCAUGCCCUUAGGAACCGUCGUCUGUUUGGCCGUAUUGUCAAUGCUACUGCUCUGGAAGAACAGAACAACUCCAUGAAAACCCAACUCAAGCUUCAGGAUGUGGAGAUGCAGGCUAUGCAGGUGAGCCUGCAGGAAGAGCAGCGGCGUUCCAAGCACAUGCGUGAGGAAAGAGAGGCUCUGGUAAACCAGCUGCAGGCACAGAUUCAACAGCUGCAGCAGGAGCGCAAUGGCUAUUACUCAAAGAUGCUUGAACUGCAGAGUGACUUACAAGAGAAUCAAAAGAAGGUAGGAGAAAUGGAGGCGGAGCUAAAGAGAGCCAACAACAAAGUAUGUAAUAUGGGACACCUGCUCAGCCAGCUGUCCAUCAAGGUCAACAAUAGUGAAAAUAUGGAGCAGCAGAUGGCUUUUUUGAAUAAACAGUUGCUGCUUUUGGGUGAAGCCAACAGGUUAUGCGCGGAGGAAAUUGAGCGCUUGGGACCUGAGGCAAGCAAGGAGUUAAAGAUGCAGCAGGCGUCUUCACUACGAGAGGUGGAGCGUUUGAAGCAGAGCUCCAUCCAGCAGAGUCAGAGACUGGAGGCAGCCCAGCAGCGCAUCACUGACCUGGAGACCCAACUCACCAAGAAAGAGCAAGUCAUGCGUGAGCAAAAGAAAUUGCUGGAGAAUGUCAAAAGCCAUGCCAUGGAGCAACUGCAUGCUUCAGAUAACCGGUAUUUGGCACAGAAGCACAUCACUCAGGCUUUACAAUCAGAGCUUCUUGAGCUCUACAGCCAAAUAGAGCUCAAGAAGUUGCACACAAGUUCACCAGCAGAGUGCACCACAGAGACUAGCAGCUCCACCAAUCAGAGGCCAAAUCACAACAAAACUGGCCCACCUGCUUCAUCUCCAUCGGCUGACCCAAAGAAAAGAGAGGAAGCUGCGUACGUGUGUUUCAAUGGUGAAGUUUCUGCCACGUCUUCUCAUACGCCACCCACGGCGCUCAUUAAUGGCAGUCAGGAAGAAGAGCUUUCCGGCCUCCGCCGUUCAUUUUCCUCCCUUCCCUGCGACUCCCCGCUGGCAGUUGGCUCUUACCCCAGUACCGGAAGCUUUUUGGGUAAGCGUGCCAGAGAGCUCUUCCGUAAUAAGAGCGAGAGCCACUACGAGGAGGAGCCGGAUGCCCACACCUGCUUCUCUCAGGAUCUAAAAGCGGAACCGGGCACAGACCCUUCAAAGAACGUGGAGCUUGAAGGGCCUAAUGACCAGGCUGACCUACAACCCAUGGACAGACCCCGGGCGUAUAAUAUUCAGCGGAGGAGACAGCAGGAUCUGCGAAUAAUGGAUUACAAUGAGACCCAUCACGAGCAUUGAUUGUAUACUGCUGAUGUGAUCGUCUGCAGUUAAAAGAGGACCCAGUAUUAGACUGCACCACUCUUUUUCUUAAGAGCGGUCGACAAAGUUUUAGUUCGUUUUAAAGCCAAAAAAAUUAUGAAGUUAACGAAGAAUUAAGUGUAAUUCAGUUUGUCUAUUUUUAAAUUGCCAUUCGAUGUUUAGCCGUACUGGUUAUAUUGUGUGGCAAUUGGAUGUUACUCGCUCCCCACAGUACUUUCCAGCAAACGUGUUGCCUUAAUCCUUGUUUUCUUUUGUAACAGAAUCCUUUGGGUUUUAAUCCAUCCACGCAAAAUUACCCUUUGAAUCACAGCGAGAUAAGUAGCAUUGUUAAAUACUGCUAAUACGACUGAAAUCGCACAAUAUCAAGUGUGAUUAUUGUGGUCACUUUCAGAGCACUGUAAAUAGUUUAAACCUCAAUCAAUCUGAUAAAAAUGUGAAUAACCCAAAAGCUGUGUAGGUAAGCUAGAGGCAAGUCGAAUAAGAAAUCACAUUUAGUUGCUAAGGCUAGACUUGUGUGUAUGCUUCGCCUAAAGAGAAAACGAGUAAGGAAACGUUACAAUUGUAGUUCUAGGAAUAGAUUUUAUUGUUAUGCAUCUGUUGCGUUUGUAUAGCUCAGUCACCAGUGCAAUAAUUUUGAGCAAAACACUUCAUGUCAGAUCUAAGGUGUAAUAAGUAAUGAUGGGGACAAAAGGGAUUUGUUUGUGCUGCUUUGCAGAGCCUUACAGAACAUGGGUUAUGCUGCUGCUGUACAGUAUGUGUGUUUAGUGCAUCCUGUUGAGACCGCAGCUUUGUUUCGACAGCUGUAACUAUCAAGAAAUCUGAAAAAUAUCCAAUGUAUAGCAUACAAACGGGAUUGCUACAAUACUUUCACACACUAAACUGGGAACGGAAGCUUCAAACUGUAAGCUUGUCCUCUAAAAGGCUUGCUCUGUUAUUUUCUUUUAUCUCCAUGUUACAAAGGUCAGACCCCAUCUGUAAAGGAAAGGCUUAAUAUAAUGGGCUGCAGCUGGCUAAAGGAAAAGCAUUUCUUUUAAUUCAGGCUUUCUUCGGAUUGCAGAACACUAGUAGACCAAUAGACUUGCCUCUUUAUAAAAUCUUGCCCCAGGGGUUUGCUUUCAAGAUAAAGGUUGGAAUAUGUGAAGCACUGUUUAAUGGCUUUAGCUGGUCAGCUGGGCAAGGGGUUUACAAUGAUCAAUACAUUCAAAUGUAUGGAAAUCACUGCUGUUUCUCUUUCUCUUCUGACUAUCACAGUUCACCGUAAAUGUGAUCCUAUAACUUUGUUUCACUAAACAUUGCUUUCCGUUUUUAAUACCUAAAGCCCUUCUCAAACAUUUUGUCAUUUCACAAAAUGCCUUAUUGAAAAGUGUAGGAUGCCUGUUUCUUACCUGAACCAUUUGUCGAAAGUUAUCUGAACUAUUGUACAGCUGGACGAUGACAGGUGCAACGGGUAACCAGGGACUUUUUGUUUAGAAAUACUAUUUUGAAUCCAAGAAGACAAACCUGAGAGCUGUUCUCCUACUUGUUAAGCUAUGAGCAACAAAAAUAAAAAUAUAUAUUUUGCAAA